Messenger RNA from Clonostachys rhizophaga, 414 nucleotides. Lineage: Eukaryota; Fungi; Ascomycota; Sordariomycetes; Hypocreales; Bionectriaceae. The record is from the annotation of a GenBank genome assembly.
AUGUCUCAUCUCAAGUACAGCGUCUAUCCUGGGUUCGGGGAGUAUGUACGAGACAAUCUCGGGUACAGCCAGGCCAUCCGCAUUGGUGAUCGCAUCGAGUGCUCAGGCCAAGGUGGCUGGGCUAUGGACGCAGAGUCAGGACUUAGUUUUCCAAAGAAAAUCGCCGACGAGAUCGCUCAGGCGUUCAAGAACGUCGACCUGAACCUGCGUGACGCAGGCGGCAAGGGCUGGUCGCAGGUCUUCCGUAUCAAUUCCUAUCACACAGACCUAACGCCUGAGGUCACGGCUCUCAUGACAGAGAACUUCCGCAAAUGGAUGCCCGACCACAAACCUAUCUGGACUCAGAUCGGAGUCAGGCAGCUGGGUGUUCCUGACAUGAAUGUGGAGCUCGAGGUCGUUGCCCACGACCCUUGA